This is a messenger RNA of Ogataea philodendri, 984 nucleotides long. RefSeq lists its product as uncharacterized. Gene Ontology annotation, molecular function: palmitoyltransferase activity. Bases 1 to 984 code for a protein of 327 amino acids. The record is from RefSeq and is a predicted model, not a curated record. The transcript has a single exon. Lineage: Eukaryota; Fungi; Ascomycota; Pichiomycetes; Pichiales; Pichiaceae.
AUGGUGACCGUUGGACAAAUUUGUUGUACGAUCGCCUCGACAUUUCCCAAGUUUGUUUGCACGCUGCUGCUCGUAUGGUCUUACUAUGCUGUGAUAUUCAAAAUCGACCUGGUGCUUGUUGAAAACACAUUCAGUGCCGUUGCCAUUCUGGUAUUGAUGACCCUGCUUGAGGCUUUGUGCUUGAUAUCCUACUAUUUCGUUGUUGCAAUUGGGCCCGGAUCGCCUUCCGACUUUGAUGAGUUACGAAUUCUCCCCUCGGAUACAGACGAGACGCCUGUUCCCCCAGCAUUCUUACAGGAAAACUCAAUCACAGUGAAACGGGACGGCGGAUUUCGCUUCUGCAACAAGUGCAAAGUCUGGAAACCAGAUAGAUGUCACCAUUGCGCCUCGUGCGAUAUGUGUGUCUUGAAGAUGGAUCACCAUUGUCCGUGGUUUGCGGACUGCAUUGGAUUCAAGAACCAUAAACUGUUUAUUCAAUUUCUGAUCUACUGCACAAUCUACAUCGCUCUGGCCACCGCCAUCUCGGGCUACUCACUCUACGAAAUAUACUAUCUGGAGACCGUUGAUUUGGACAAGUUUUCGCUGCACAUCAUGUUUGUUUUCAUUGUUGGUCUGAUCAUGGGACUAUGUGUGCUGAUAUUCACGGCUUUUUCCAUUUACCAGCUGCUGAUCAACAGAACAACCAUAGAGGCAUACGAAUCUCAACGGUACAGGUCUAACCAGAACGCUCCCUACGUCGGAAACAUAUUCAAUCUUGGAUACAAACAGAAUUGGCGAGCGGUCAUGGGCAACAGUCUUGUGGAAUGGCUGCUACCAAUUCGCCUGAGCAGCAGCUAUGGAUCAGGACUUAGCUUUGAGAUAAACAACCUGGUUUACCAGAAACUGCGGCAGGAAACAGAACUCCAGCAACGGCUCUCACAGGAAAUUUCCAACUACAGAUCAUACCAAAAGCAGAUCAACCAGUCUGCCCUCUCAUACGCAUAG